GCGUGUGGCACCUCAGUCGAGCUGGAGAGGAGGAGAGAGGGGGUGCUGCGCGGUGGGAGCGUGGCUGUCACUGCGCCCCAGCAUCCCUGAGAUUCCCGGACCGCCGAGCCGGCCGUGCGCGCAUCCACAGCCCGGCGCCCCUCGCAGCGCUUGCCGAACCCCCCGCCUGCGCGCGUCUCGGACUUAGCACAAAGCACGUUUCCCCAAGCAGCGCGGGGAGCUCGGCAGCGCGCCGCCGCCGCCGCCGCACGCACCCUGCCCUCCUUUGUUCUGGGGGUGGGCGGCUGCUCUUUUCCCCACGUCUUCGGAAUCCCCUCUCGGGGUGGCGGGCCACCGAGUGCAGCUGCGAAGAUGCCCUUGGAGCUGACUCAGAGCCGGGUGCAGAAGAUAUGGGUGCCCAUCGACCACCGGCCCUCGUUGCCCAGAUCCUGUGGGCCGAAGCUGACCAACUCCCCCACAGUGAUUGUCAUGGUUGGCCUCCCCGCGCGGGGUAAGACUUACAUCUCUAAGAAGCUAACUCGCUACCUCAACUGGAUUGGUGUCCCAACGAAAGUGUUCAACGUAGGAGAAUAUCGCCGAGAGGCUGUGAAGCAAUACAGCUCCUAUAACUUCUUCCGCCCUGACAAUGAAGAAGCCAUGAAAGUCCGAAAACAGUGUGCCUUAGCUGCCUUGAGAGACGUCAAGAGUUACCUGACAAAGGAAGGGGGACAAAUUGCAGUUUUUGAUGCCACCAAUACCACUAGAGAGAGGAGACACAUGAUACUUCAUUUUGCCAAAGAAAAUGAUUUCAAGGCAUUUUUCAUUGAGUCCGUGUGUGAUGACCCUACAGUUGUAGCCUCCAACAUCAUGGAAGUGAAAAUCUCCAGCCCAGAUUACAAAGACUGCAACUCGGCAGAAGCCAUGGACGACUUCAUGAAGAGAAUCAGUUGCUAUGAAGCCAGCUAUCAGCCCCUCGACCCUGAUAAAAGUGACAAGGACUUGUCACUGAUCAAAGUGAUCGAUGUUGGCCGGAGGUUUCUGGUGAACAGAGUCCAGGACCACAUCCAGAGUCGAAUUGUGUACUAUCUGAUGAACAUCCACGUACAGCCGCGUACCAUCUACCUGUGUCGGCAUGGCGAGAAUGAAUAUAACCUGCAGGGCAAGAUCGGGGGUGACUCGGGCCUGUCCAGCAGAGGCAAGAAGUUUGCCAAUGCUCUGAGCAAGUUUGUCGAGGAGCAGAACCUGAAGGACCUCCGGGUGUGGACCAGCCAGCUGAAGAGCACCAUCCAGACAGCGGAAGCUCUUAAACUCCCCUAUGAGCAGUGGAAGGCACUCAAUGAGAUCGAUGCUGGCGUCUGUGAGGAGCUGACCUAUGAGGAGAUCAGAGACACGUACCCUGAGGAGUAUGUGCUGCGUGAGCAGGACAAAUACUACUACCGCUACCCGACUGGCGAGUCCUACCAGGACCUGGUCCAGCGCCUGGAGCCAGUGAUCAUGGAGCUGGAGCGCCAGGAGAACGUAUUGGUCAUCUGUCAUCAGGCUGUCCUGCGCUGCCUACUGGCCUACUUCUUGGAUAAGAGCGCAGAGGAGAUGCCCUACCUGAAAUGUCCCCUUCACACCGUUCUGAAACUGACACCUGUUGCUUAUGGUUGCCGUGUGGAAUCCAUCUACCUGAAUGUGGAGUCCGUGAGCACACACCGGGAGAGGUCAGAGGAUGCAAAGAAGGGACCUAACCCGCUCAUGAGACGCAAUAGUGUCACCCCACUAGCCAGCCCCGAGCCCACCAAAAAGCCUCGCAUCAACAGCUUUGAGGAGCAUGUGGCUUCUACUUCUGCUGCCCUGCCCAGCUGCCUGCCCCCGGAAGUGCCCACGCAGCUGCCCGGACAACCUUUGCUAGGGAAAGCCUGUCUACGAACUGUCUGUCACAUUUUCUCAAAGUUUUCUCCUUACUAACCUUGGAAAGAACAUGAAAGGCUCCCGGAGCAGCGCCGACUCCUCCAGGAAACAUUGAAUGAAGCAGACACAUCUCAUUCCGUUCCACUUCCAUAUCUGCAGCUUAGCUUGUGCCCUCCCAUCUGCCCAAGGCCAAAGUGAUCCCAAGGACUUCUGCACAAGAAUGACUGGAGAAAAGGGAUCUGCCAGUUAAGAGCAGCUACACCCCUGUAGCAUCAGAAUGGCUGAGACACCAGAAAGCCAUGUGGAUUGUUGGAUCCUUGGCAGUGAGCUUUGGCCUCUCCACCUUCUGCUCUUCUGAGUCUUCCAGGGCUGUUUGGCCUCCCAGAUGCCCCACAAGGCUUGGGGAGGACGAAGAGUAGAGAAGGAGCUGAGAAAGGCUCUGAGAGGGCCCUGUUGUGCUGUUUUGUUUUAUGAUCCUGCCCUGGCAUGAUCCUAACUGGAGAGACAAAACUGGCAAAGAAUCUUGAAACUAUUGGAGAACUGGAUCCUGACUGCUGAAGGCCAAGGCCUGCUUGAAAAUUUCCACAUGGAUCCAUUGUGCAUCAUAGCCUGGGACAAUGCUGUGUAGAGACUUGGGCAUGGGCUGAGUUGGGACCUCUUCUCCUGAGAAGCUCUCGAGCUGAGACUUACAUGGCAGCUGAGCAGGGACAUGCCCUGACUCCCCUGCAUGUCCUCACACCUUCCAGCCCUGAAUUCAAGGACAGUCCAGCUUCACAGGCAGAAGGAUGAAUUCUGCUGAAAUAGGAUAACUGGGGCCUCCCUUUCGCAGGGAGCUCUGAGCAUCCUUUGGUCUCCUACCUGGACUUGGAGGUACCCUGAGCGAUUUGGUGUCUUGGAGCUGCUUGCUUUUGCACUUUUUUGUGGCAGAAGUAUGAUCUAAAAGUUGCACCUUCUCUUCAGGAACUUGCAGUAGAUGUUGGGGUGUUAGGCCCUUGGGGGGUUUGGAGUCUCUGAAUGUGAGGAGUUGGAGAUACCUAUGAGAUGGAGAAGCUUGGAGCAUUUGACUCCUUGCAAGGCCAAUUGUGAGAUGACGUGGGGAACACCUGACCUCCUUCCUUGGGGACAUUCAUUACCUGCCACCCAUGUUCUCCAGGUGGGAAUGAUGGCCCACUCAAGCAUCAUGUGCAGAGAUCAUCUGCAUGUUUUUGUUGAGUGCUGUAUACCUGGCAUCGUGUUGGGAACCUUGAGGAGUAGACUAUCAUCCUUGCUUUGUCUUUAUGGCAUCCAUGAUAUUUUGCAGAGAUUGAAAAAGCUGGGUUUAUGUAGUUCUAAACUCCUGUAGUUUCUGCCUCCGUUUUUCUUCCCUCAUCCCCUCAAAUACCAGGGCAGGGGAGGAUGUCUGUGUCCAGAGGAAAUCAUUUGGAAACUCAGCAGUAUAAUAACCCUUUCAAGGAUGUCUCAAAGCUGGUACCAAAGGUUACUUUUUUCCCCUGCCUUCUGAUGAGCCCUGAGACUGUGCUCUCCCCAGCUCAAGGAGGCAGAUCCUGAAAUGAGGAUGGGAGAUGAACACAUCUGAAGCUGGGAGUAAAGAAUUAUUUCUGUUGGCUUGAGAGGAGCUGUUAAAGGACACAUUACCCUGAUUGAGAUUAAGUGGGAAAUGGAGACAUGCAUCAAUCAGAUGCUGUUCCAUCAAGUUUGUGUUUCUUCACACUGAACCAUUUAAAUCCUCCCUAUCCACCCCAUGACCUUUUAAUUGGCAGGCUAUCAAGGGAGGAGAGAAGGGCUAUGUGUAGAUCCUUGGGCAGCUUAAGACUUGGGCUGUUUUUUCCCCUGCCACUGUCUUGGGUCUUGGCAGGCUGUUUGCAGGUUGCUAAUUUCUUUCAACCUGAGGAACCUGUAACUUUGCUCCUGAGACUGUUUCUUACUUGUCACUUUCUAGCCUCAUCCUCUCUGUAUUAAUAUAGACUCUCAAGUCUGAUGCAGAAAAGGGCUGGGGGAGGGUGUGGUCCCUUCUUACCUCUGCUGACCCAGAGUCAGUACACACAUGAAGAAAGCUUUGCCUCGCAUGAGACUUCAUUUUGGUAAAGGUAGAUGGGAGAGGCCUUGGAGAAGGCUUCAUUUGAAAGCAAGUGAGUUGCCUUCGAGAAGGCUUGGGGGAGAGGGGCUGAGCUGUAGUCAUGGAACUUUUGCUUCAACUGGUUUUCUCCCCUCCCCCUUCUUCAAAAUAAAAUGAAAUAAAACCGGGACCAAUUUUUUUUUAAACUUUGCAUAUUGGUUUUUGAGUGAACUUCCCUCUCUCCUUCCACCACAGGCAAAGCUCUUCAUUUUCGGGGGCAAAGAAAUACUGAACCACACCAAUGAUAUUUUCGUUUGUAAUACUUGAAAUUUAUUUUUUUAUUAUUUUGAUAGCAGAUGUGCUAUUUAUUUAUUUAAUAUGUAUAAGGGAGCCUAAAAAUAGAAAGCUGUAUAGAUUGAGUUUAAUUGUUAAUUGGUUUGGGGGCCUUUUAUGUGUGACUUACGACUUCUCUGUGUUCUGUAUAUUUGUCUGAAUUAUUGACCUGGGUUGAAGCUGUGCUGGCUUUCAAACAGGGAACGCCUUUGAGAAAUUUGUAUAUUUUGCAAUUGCCAGACCAAUAAAAUAACUGGUUGAAAUACA
This is a messenger RNA of Cavia porcellus (domestic guinea pig), 4531 nucleotides long. RefSeq names its product 6-phosphofructo-2-kinase/fructose-2,6-biphosphatase 3 (gene Pfkfb3). NCBI's taxonomy places the organism in Eukaryota, Metazoa, Chordata, Mammalia, Rodentia, Caviidae. Gene Ontology annotation, cellular component: cytosol. Bases 352 to 1932 code for a protein of 526 amino acids. The record is from RefSeq and is a predicted model, not a curated record. The transcript has 17 exons. Gene Ontology annotation, biological process: fructose metabolic process; fructose 2,6-bisphosphate metabolic process. Gene Ontology annotation, molecular function: 6-phosphofructo-2-kinase activity; fructose-2,6-bisphosphate 2-phosphatase activity; ATP binding.